CACAAUGCUGCUCACGUUCAGGCGAUGAACAAUGCCAGUGCUGGUGCCUCCGAGCCCCAUUCGAUUCUCAAGAGGGAAAACGUAUCUGCUCCGGCCACUCCGGCCACCCCUCGGCAGUCCUUCGCAUUAGUUGCUCCCAGGACCCCUUCUUCCGGCAGGAGAGUUAUGUUCGAACCGACUACGCCCACUACGCCCACGACCCCAAACACCCCUAGGACUCCGGUUAGGCCUUACACAUCGGCUGCCGCGUUCCAUCCAUCCGUUCCCGGUGGAAGUGGUCGCCAGAGUGUUCCUCUUACUCCUCGGCAUGCCAAUAAGAAGACCAACAAUCUCUACAAGACUGAGAUGUGCCGCAACUGGAGUGAGGUUGGAGAGUGCAAGUAUGGAAAGUCUUGCCAGUUCGCUCACGGAGCCCAGGAGCUUCGUGUUGUCCAGCGCCAUGGCCAGUGGAAAACUAAGACUUGCCUGGCAUGGGUGAAUGGAGGAUGCACGUACGGUUCCCGCUGCUGCUACGCUCGUAAGUCCUCGAGGUCUCUCCCCCCAUAG
Tricharina praecox is the source of this 546-nucleotide messenger RNA. RefSeq lists its product as uncharacterized. Gene Ontology annotation, molecular function: mRNA binding; metal ion binding. NCBI's taxonomy places the organism in Eukaryota, Fungi, Ascomycota, Pezizomycetes, Pezizales, Pyronemataceae. The record is from RefSeq and is a predicted model, not a curated record. Bases 25 to 546 code for a protein of 173 amino acids. The transcript has 2 exons.